UUAACGUCUCCGAUCACGCCUCGCGUGUCUUCCAUCAAGAGUGAACUCGGUACAAAGCUCUGCAGCCCGUAUCGUAUCGAAGAAGCUAGUUGAGGGGCAAUUGAUAACGGGCCCUUGUUCCCUUCUACACGCGCACAAUCGGGCAAUCCGCCAAAGUAGAUAAGAUGUACGUGAAUCUAGCGGUGGGGUGUCGAGUCGCGAAACUGUCUGAGAUAACUGAGCGGUUCUUCGGUUGGUUCGUCGUGUACUGCUGUCCACUUUGCUGACCAGUCACGCGACGACCCGCUGCAGUUGGGUCAGUUGGUUGGCAGAACUCUCACGGCACAGGAUGACUCCUCCGAAGAAGCGUAACGCACAGGACUACUUUACCAGCUGCGUUUCGGUCGAUCGGCUUUGCGUGAGCGAUGAGCCGGCUGGUGAGGGUCGCGACCGUGAAGAGGGCAAAAGGAAAAAGUAUCAAACGCGUCGGCUGGUGGUUGUCGUUUGGCAUGUGGUGGAGAAAAAGUUGGCAAAUUGUGGGCGUUUCAUGCGCAGUGUACGGUUCGGGAAGCGAUCGGCAAAGGAAAGGAAGCAGCGAACGGAGGAGGAGCUGUGUGAUGUGGACGAUCGGCAGCAUCGAGACUUUGAACGAUUGCUAACGGACGAAGAGCGAAGCUUCAUGGAUGCCUAUGCCGCAAGGAAUACCCAACUGUCCGCCUGGCUUGGAAUACCUGACAGCAGUUGAUCAGCUGCUGGUGCACCAGAAGGUGGAGCUGCUGGAAGCGUUCACCGGCUUCGAGACGGCCAACAAGUACACCGUGAAGAACGUCUUCGGCCAGAACGUGUACUGGGCGGUGGAGGACACGUCCUGCUGCACACGGAUGUGCUGCGGUCCCGAUCGUCCGUUCGACAUCAAGAUACUGGACAACUAUCAGAACGAGGUGCUGCAUCUGCACCGCGAUCUGCGCUGCAAGUCCUGCUGCUUCCCGUGCUGCCUGCAGAAGCUGGAAGUGUCGGCACCGCCGGGCAACGUGAUUGGUACGGUGGUGCAGAAGUGGAGCCUGUGCCGUCCGGUGUUUGACAUACGCGAUCGCAACAACAAAACGGUGCUGACGAUCCGGGGUCCCGUUUGUCAGUGUUCGCCCUGCGGUGAUGUGAAGUUUGCCGUGUUUUCGAAUGAUGGUACCGAGGUCGGUAAGGUGACGAAGCAGUGGACCGGCUUCGUGCAGGAACACUUUACCGAUGCGGACAACUUCGGUAUCAACUUCCCGAUGGAUCUGGACGUUAGGGUAAAGGCCACCAUGCUGGGAGCACUGUUUUUGAUUGACUACAUGUACUUCGAGAGUGGCGACAAUAAGAAAAUACGUCGUUAAGCAUCUACCUCAACAACUACAAAUCCUCAACUCAAACACUGGAACAACUGUUUUAAAUGCCUUCAUGUUAAAAUAUCGUAAAAAAACACAAUCAAAAACAGGACAACACAAAACCAGCAGGCCUCAUGUCAUUUGCGUGUACGGCUCAGGAUCUACAGUUAAGUGCCACCGCGUGAAAGCUUUGCUGGGAGAACGCGGCUAAACUACAGUAAUAUUUCUCAGGAAAACGAUAACGACCAUUCAGGUGCCAGAAAAAUGGAACGCGGCAGCGUUUUAAAACUAAGCAAAAGAAGAUAAUAUUUUUGUCGUAAACUACCAUACUUUGUUCGUUGCUGUGUCUCGUUCUUAAUGAGCCUAGCGAAGAAGCGGAUGAGAUGAUUUUGAAAAAUCAUUUAUAUGUAUCGUCACUCUAUAACUGCUUAAUAUUUUUCGGUGUACCUUGUAAGUGAACUCAAUACUCAAACACUGUUACAACAAAGAGACGGGCGGAAAUUUGUCAAAAGAUAGCGGAUCUAUUUAUUUUGGACUUUAACCAAUAACCCUAAAUAUCGCGACUAUUUACUGAACCGGUGUGCCAACGGACAGCACCACAAAGGCUUCCGCAUUAUUUGUUACAAAAGCAAAAUUGAUAAAGAAAUUUAAGAAUUUAUAACAGUAUCUGUGUGAAGUGUUGAAAAAAACAAAUGAUUCAAAAUCUACCAGUCUACACGCAUGUUCCUUUCGUACUAAUGAAGAUUAAAUACAGAUUAGUUUAAGCUGA
This is a messenger RNA of Anopheles stephensi (Asian malaria mosquito), 2112 nucleotides long. RefSeq names its product phospholipid scramblase 1-like. The record is from RefSeq and is a predicted model, not a curated record. Gene Ontology annotation, biological process: plasma membrane phospholipid scrambling. The coding region runs from base 663 to 1352 and encodes 229 amino acids. Gene Ontology annotation, cellular component: plasma membrane. Gene Ontology annotation, molecular function: phospholipid scramblase activity. Lineage: Eukaryota; Metazoa; Arthropoda; Insecta; Diptera; Culicidae. The transcript is spliced from 4 exons.